UGUUCAUCUUAUUUUUGAUAUUUAAUCCUAAAAAUGGUUAGUUUUGGUUCUUAUUACUAACAAACAGACGGUGGAGAUAAAGAUAAAGAUGGACUGUGAAGGAUGUGAGAGGAAAGUGGAGAAGGCACUGAGAGGGAUGAGUGGAGUGACACAGGUGGAUAUAGAUCCGAAGCACCACAAGCUGACGGUGGUUGGGUACGUGAAUCCAAAGAAGGUUUUGAGACAUGUACAACACAGGACUGGGAAGAAGGCCGAGUUCUGGCCUUACAUCCCUUACGAAGAAGUGGCUCACCCUUGCGCUCCAGGUACUUAUGAUAAAAGGGCACCAACUGGGUAUGUGAGGAACACCAUGGACGACCCCAGGAGCUCGAAGCUAGCUCGGGCUAGUACCAUGGAGGAGAAGUACUCCAACACCUUCAGCGAUGAGAACCCUAACGCCUGUUCCGUCAUGUAAUGGUAGGGAGAGAUCUGUUCAGUUCUGUUCUGUUUCGUUUUAGCAAGUCUGACUUGCGGCCGCUGCGCUUGUUUUAUAUGAAGUUGUAGCUGCUCUUCCUUCCUUUUUUUUUUUUU
Macadamia integrifolia is the source of this 570-nucleotide messenger RNA. RefSeq names its product heavy metal-associated isoprenylated plant protein 27-like. The transcript has a single exon. The coding region runs from base 89 to 454 and encodes 121 amino acids. Gene Ontology annotation, molecular function: metal ion binding. The record is from RefSeq and is a predicted model, not a curated record. NCBI's taxonomy places the organism in Eukaryota, Viridiplantae, Streptophyta, Magnoliopsida, Proteales, Proteaceae.